UGCAUAUAUACUCGGCGAAACUUUCCAAAAACCAUGAAUUUUUAGAGUGCAAUCAGAAUCGAAUCCUUUGACCCACACAUAAAUAGAGUGUUAAAAGCUCGUGGCAGAGUUGUUGGCUUUCCCCGUUCUAUCAAUCCUGCAAUGAGUUAUAUGUUUGAGCCUGAAAUCAGCACACGAAAAUGAAGAAAGGUACCAAAAGAAAACAACCGCUGAAUAGUUCCUCAUCAUCUUCAAUAACCAAAUCCCUGAAAAGGUCGAAAACCAUAGGUAUAGGAAACACAGAACCAUACCCAGACCACCCACGGCCCACCCCAGAUGAAUGCUUAGCAGUGAGAGACGCCCUCUUGGCCCUUCAUGGUUUUCCCAAAGAAUUCCUAAAGUACCGCGAGCAAAGACUAAAGAAAGAAAAUCCAAGCUUUGAAAAGAAUUCUUUGAAACCUGAGCCACCGGAGAAAUUGCACGUUGAAGAAAAGAGUGAUUCUUCAGGAAAGUCCGAAGGGGAAGAGAGUGUGUUGGAUGGUUUAGUCAGCACUAUUCUGUCACAGAACACUACUGAUGUUAACUCUCAAAGGGCAUUUCUUUCUCUCAAGUCUGCUUUUCCCACCUGGGAAGAUGUUCUUGCUGCUGAGCCAAAUCAUAUUGAGGAUGCUAUAAGAUGCGGAGGUCUGGCACCAACCAAGGCUUCUUGUAUUAAAAGUAUUUUGAACUGCUUGUUCGAAAAGAGAGGAAAGUUGUGCUUGGAAUACCUACGAGACUUGUCUAUUGGAGAGGUCAAAGCAGAGCUCUCUCAAUUCAAAGGAAUCGGUCCCAAAACAGUGGCAUGUGUCUUGAUGUUUCAUCUUCAGCAAAACGAUUUCCCUGUGGACACUCAUGUAUUCCAGAUUGCAAAGAGCAUUGGAUGGUUACCUGUGUUGGCAGACGUAAAAAGGGCAUAUCUUCAUCUAAAUUGCCGUAUCCCAAACAACCUAAAAUUUGACUUAAACUGUCUCUUGUUUACUCAUGGUAAGGUCUGUCGACAAUGCUCUAGAAAGGGAGAUUACAGGCUGAAAAAGGAAUCUAAAGAUGAAUCCUGCCCAUUGCUUACCUAAAACACUCUGAAACAGAAUAGUGUUAAGAUAUGUCUAGACAUCAUUCUCAUUCUUCAUCUUUGUAAUUAAGCACAUCCACAUGGCUGUUCCUUUCUUUCAAUUGAUAAGGAAAGAGCUCUAUUUGAUGAGAAUGGGAUUCUGUUUAGCUGCUUGUCAUGAACCAUUUCUUGAUACAUGACACAAGUUGGAGCCAUAUCUACAUUACAGCCUUAUGCAUUUAGCCUUCAUGCUUGUUUGAUCUUCAUUAUCAGCAAAACAGAGACAAGAAGUUCAUUGCCUUAGCUAUCUGAUGCCUUCUUGUAAUGACUUGAUAAAAAUCCUUUAAUUGGAAGACUGAAAGCAGGGAUUUAAUUGAAGUGGGAGUUGCAGGGAGUGUCACUCCACUACAACACAUUCCAUUGUGCUCUGACUUGUCAUAAAGCUUAAGGUACAUGGUACAAUGAGCCACUUGCGCAGAUGGAAACAAAAUUGUCUCGCUGGCCAUUAUAAAUUUCUAGUAUACAAGCACUAACUUAGUUUAACUGAAAAUCAGAUAGUUGGCUGUAGAAAAUAGUGUUUCAUUCGUCAAAUAGAUAUGGCCAUAGCUUUGAGACACUAAGUUGCUAGAUCUGCUUUCAUCAUCGUCCACACUAGAAAUUCUGUUAUUUCUGGCAUGCAACUCAAAAAUUAGUGGUUCUUUUUUAUCACGAAACAGUUUCCUAUUAAGUUGAGUAAGACCACCUAUUGUGGAGAACAGUAAUAUCUUUUUGUCAAUUCUCUACAUUUUUUUUUCGGUUAUUCUUUGGGGAGGAAAAUCACUGUGUGUUAUUGAGAUUUGAAUAUUAUCUCUAUUGACAAUUUGAUAUGGUAGGGGUUAUUUGAAAG
Coffea eugenioides is the source of this 1952-nucleotide messenger RNA. Its product is annotated as putative DNA glycosylase At3g47830. Gene Ontology annotation, molecular function: catalytic activity. The record is from RefSeq and is a predicted model, not a curated record. NCBI's taxonomy places the organism in Eukaryota, Viridiplantae, Streptophyta, Magnoliopsida, Gentianales, Rubiaceae. The coding region runs from base 180 to 1088 and encodes 302 amino acids. Gene Ontology annotation, biological process: base-excision repair. The transcript is spliced from 4 exons.